ACCAAUCACAGCCCUACAGAGAAUCACACUUAUUACACAUGCGUCGCAGCCAAUCUCAACCCAACUACUUUCAGAAACCUCAUAGUCUCAUACAUCACAAAGACAAGAACACCAACUCCAAUGUCUUGAAUAAAAACCUCAUCAACCCUUCAAACACCAGAAACCCGUAUCUCUCUCUCUGUGCCAAGAAAUGAAGAAGCUGUACCGCAGAGGCACGGUUCAUCCGUCGCCGCCAAUCGUCUCCGACCACUUGUCCUUCCUUCCCGUCACCAUCCUAGCCCUCGCGGCGGCCCUGUCUCUCGAGGACAGGGAGGUCCUGGCUUACCUCAUCUCCAGCUCCCACCUUAACACCAACAACAACAACAGCUUACCUUCUUCACCCUCCUCACGUAAGACCACAGCCGCUAACAACCGAAAGAGUUCAGCCGCAAAAGGAGGCGGCGGAGACCACCCGGCAAGGUUCAACUGCAGCUGCUUCAGGUGCUACACGAGCUACUGGGCCAGAUGGGACGAGUCGCCGAAUCGAGAGCUGAUCCAUGAGAUCAUCGAUGCUUUUGAAGACGGGUUACCAUCAUCUCAGAGUGGCAGUAAUACUAAAGCGGCAGGGUCAAAGAAUGGUAAGAAAGAGAAGCGGCACAAUAACAAGAGAGGAGGCAGUAGUAAAGGGCCGGGUCAAGGAUCUGACUUGAAUCUGAAGAAGAAGGAUCAUCAGCUGGUGAAGCCUAACAUGGUGGAGGAGAGUAACAGUAGUAGUAGUACUGACUCUGUUGAUCUUGAUGGAGAUGAAGAAAGUAAGGGAUCAGUGAGAAAAUUUGUGAGCUUUCUGGGAGAGAGGAUAUGGGGUGGUAUCUGGAACCAGUAAAAUAUGAUCAGGUGGGUUUUGUUAAUUUAGUAACAAAAAGAACUCAUCUUCUUCAUGUUCAAGGAAGAAAAAUACUCUAAAUUUCCUUCUUCUUUUUUUCUUCUCUUCAGUAAAUUACCCUUUCAGGUAUAUGUAAAAAGGAAAUGGGUAGCUGAAUUUUGACUCUUGGGUCAUCACCAACUAGAUGUGUAAUUUGGUUAUUGCAAAUUUACUUACCACAAUGGAUAUAGAGAUAAUGAGAUAUGCAUGUUGAAAUCUGUGUAUAUUAGGGCUGGGUUCGGCACAUGAUCAAUUCAUUUGGUUAAAUUAGAAAAUUUGUACCAUUACCGAUCACUUAAGCCUUUGUACUAAAUUUUUGGUAUAUCGAUAUAUUUAGUUUAGUUAGUA
Molecule: messenger RNA, 1249 nt
Organism: Argentina anserina (silverweed cinquefoil)
Lineage: Eukaryota; Viridiplantae; Streptophyta; Magnoliopsida; Rosales; Rosaceae
Exons: 1
Coding region: 191-862 (223 amino acids)
Source: RefSeq, a predicted model, not a curated record